UUCUCCAUUUUACACAAGUUCAUUUGACAGGCGUCGGGGUCGAAUCCGGAGACCUCCUCGAGAAGAGUGCACCAACUGAUGAUGUUCUUCUUUUGCACUUGUGCCGUCUAUGCCGUUCCUUUCCAGGAUGUGGUGUGUGGGAGCGUUCCUCCCGGGGCACAGCACGCGGACCUGAGUAAUCAGCGCUCCGGAGCCGUUGGCGUCCGGAUCUGCGGCCGGGAUGGGCAGGCUCUGCUCGCCAAAAUGCGCCGCCGGCACGGACCGACGGCCCCGCAGCUGGCGCGCGUUAGCGUCCAGGGGCCGCCGCGCUGCCCCGUUCGCGGUCUUACAUGGGGCCUCCUUCACCAAUGCCUCAGGGAACCCGGGAGAGCGGCGGGAGAGGCCGGGGGCGUGGUGGGGAAGGCCGCCCCCGCCCCGCUGGGGGUCCCUCCGUCCGAGGCCCCUGGAGCCGCGCUCCGGCGGGGCCGCUCGCCGUGCACAGCAAGCCGCGGAGGCGCCACCGCGGUUCGAAGCGACGAGCAGCCGCCCCAAGGGCGAACUGCCCCACCCGGACCACGCCGGGCGGGGGCUCUGCUUGAGGUACGGCCGGGGCGGGGGCCGAGGGGUCUCCGCGGCCACAGCCGCCGCCGCCUUCCGGAGCGAGAGGUGAGGGGACGGAGCGCUCCCACCAGCCCCGGGCCGCAGAGGCGUGUUGCGGUUGCUGCUGUCGGUACCGCAGAGGGAGCCAGCAGGCACGUUUCUAGCCAUUUCCAGGAAAGCAGGACUUCAUCCGGUUUAGCAGUGACUCGGGAAGCCCUGUGCCGUCAUGUCGUGUGUUUCCCCCUUUCUCCUUCUACCCCCAGCUUAGAUGGUGGAGCAUGGCAUCAUACGGUGUGGAAUAGGCCUUUGGUUGGUUGGUUCAGAAGUCCCAGCUGUGUUCCAUGCAAACUUCUUGUGCCAUCCAACUCCUGGGACAGGAGCCACAGGAGAAGCAGAGAUGGCCUUGACUCUGCAGAAAGCAAAGUCACUCGUCUGAUUGGGAUUGUUCACCAUGAAGAUGUAAAACAACUGUACUGCUGGUUCUGCUGUCAGGCCAAUGGAAAGAUAUAUGUAUCAAAAGCAAAAAUUGAUGUUCACUCAGACAGAUUUGGAUUCCCUUACGGUGCAACAGAUAUAGUUUGUUUAGAACCUAAAAACUGUGAUCCAACACAUGUAUCAAUUCAUCAGUCUCCAUAUGGAAAUAUUGACCAGCUGCCGAGGUUUGAAAUUAAAAAUCGCAAGCCUGAGACCUUUUCUGUUGACUUCACCGUGUGCAUUUCUGCCAUGUUUGGAAACUACAACAAUGUCUUGCAGUUUAUACAGAGUAUGGAAAUGUAUAAGAUUCUUGGAGUACAGAAAGUGGUGAUCUAUAAGAACAACUGCAGCCAUCUGAUGGAGAAAGUCUUGAAGUUUUAUAUAGAAGAAGGAACUGUUGAGGUAAUUCCCUGGCCAAUAAACUCACACCUCAGGGUUUCUUCUGAUUGGCGCUACAUGCAAGACGGGACACACAUUGGCUACUAUGGACAAAUCACGGCUCUAAAUGACUGUAUAUACCGUAACAUGGAAAAGAGCAAGUUUGUGGUCCUUAAUGAUGCUGAUGAAAUAAUUCUUCCCCUUAAGCACCCAGACUGGAAAACAAUGAUGAACAGUCUUCAGGAGCAAAACCCAGGGACUAGUGUUUUCCUCUUUGAGAACCAUAUCUUCCCAGAAACUGUAUCUUCUCGCAUGUUCAACAUUUCAUCUUGGAAUACUGUGCCAGGUGUUAACAUAUUACAGCAUGUAUACAGAGAGCCUGAUAGGAAAGAUGUAAUCAAUCCCAGGAAAAUGAUAGUUGAUCCACGAAAGGUGAUUCAGACUUCAGUCCAUUCUGUCCUACGUGCUUAUGGGAAGAGUGUGAAUGUUCCCAUGGAUGUUGCCCUCAUUUAUCACUGUAGGAAGGCCCUUCAAGGAAACCUUCCCAGUGAAUCUCUCAUCAGGGAUACAACACUGUGGAGAUAUAACUCAUCAUUAAUCAUGAAUGUUAACAAGGUUCUAUCUCAAACCAUGCUGCAAACUCAAAAUUGAAAACUCAGUUAUAAGGAGUGAAAGUGGAGGGCUACCUGUAUUGUGGGAAGACAGAUAUAAUUUAAAAAUUACAUGACAUUGAUUUUCACAUGGAGUCUACAUUUUUCUGCAGUUAUUUAGGGAAUCUAUAGCAAAGCCAUGAAUCAUUUAAUGAUACCAAGGGUCAAUGCAGAUUGCAGUAUCUCUUCUGUGAAAUGUACAGUUUGUUUUCAGUUAAUAAUAAAAAUCAGUAUUUGUCAAGUGAUUCAAAUAAUGCAAUACCUUUCUGUAUUUGUACAGAAAGUAUAAAUACAAUCACUAGUAUUAAAGGUAGCAUUGCUUAAUUCUUGCAGUAUGUCACUGGGUACUAAAUUUGUAUGCAUCAAUUUGAGUAAAAAGUAGACAAGUAAUUGAGUACAAUUUUCCUUUCAGUUGUAAAAAAACUACCCCUUAUAUUCUUGGAAAUAGUGUAUGUUAAAGAUGUGAUGGAUUGUAAUGCCAAACACAGCAGUUGGAGUUUUGCUGAUAAAAAAUGUCUUGUUCUACUGGGCUUUGGAGACAUGUAAUUUUGAGAAGAGUGAUUGCACCUGUUCUGAAUUACUAAAGUGGUAAGUGCUGAGUUGUGUUGGAAAUCUUUAAUAGAGGAAAGGGACAGAGAUUCAUCUUAAUGAAAAAGAUACUUUUAUGAACCAAAAAGAACCUAUUUCAAGGAGGAAAAAAUAGAUGGCCAAACAACUUUUAUGAAAUGUAAUAUUUUGUUGGGUUUUUUUUUCUGGCACCUUGAAGCCUCAUUAGAAAAUGUUACAUGAAAUUUAGACACAAGUUGGAUUUUAGUCCUUUAUGUGAUAGGCAAGUUGAUUUAUAUUGCUUCCUUAGUAGGUGUAAGGGUAUAGAAGCUGCAUUUUUUUCCAGCCUCUGUCUGGAAAUAGUGCUAAGUAGUGACUUUUGCUGAAGGGCUAGGUGGAAACCAAACAGAAAAGCCAUUUGCUCACUUCUGUUUCACAGUUUCAGUUUCACAGUUUCAGUUUCUGUUUGAUAAGCCCCCAGAACUACAUGCAUUGCAUGUGUUGUGGCAAUGUACUCAUACCUUCCUACUGAAGGCACUUCUGAAGGCAGCAAUAGCCUGACACUGGUGUCAGACAGAGAGAAGUGUAUGAGAGCAAGUAUGUUCUUUAAAAUUUCUACUUUAGUUUGUUUCAUGCUGUCAUUCCUUUAUCUACUUGGUAGUGGCACAUACCUGUGCCCUUAAAGAGCUGUGUUAUUAGUGGAAUAGUAUCAUUAGCAAUGUCCAAAGGGAACUUCAACUUCGACUGCAGCAUCUCCCAGUCUUUAUCAACAAACUGGCAGGUGUAUUAGGAUAUGAGAUGCCUGCUGCUAUCAGUCUUACAAUCUUGUGUGGCAACAGGUCCAUUUAGAAUUUCGGACUCGUUGUUUAGAAGGGGCAUCUGAAAGUCCC
Messenger RNA from Onychostruthus taczanowskii (white-rumped snowfinch), 3517 nucleotides. RefSeq lists its product as uncharacterized. Lineage: Eukaryota; Metazoa; Chordata; Aves; Passeriformes; Passeridae. The coding region runs from base 79 to 2082 and encodes 667 amino acids. The transcript has 3 exons. The record is from RefSeq and is a predicted model, not a curated record.